Molecule: messenger RNA, 702 nt
Organism: Emiliania huxleyi CCMP1516
Lineage: Eukaryota; Haptophyta; Isochrysidales; Noelaerhabdaceae
Exons: 3
Biological process (GO): proteasome-mediated ubiquitin-dependent protein catabolic process; ubiquitin recycling
Cellular component (GO): cytoplasm; nucleus
Molecular function (GO): ubiquitin binding
Source: RefSeq, a predicted model, not a curated record
GCCGGCGGCGAGGCGGAGUGCCUCGUGCUGAAACACGAGCAAGCCGUGCUCGCCCUCGCCCUCCUCGACGACGGCCGGCUCGCCACGGGCGCGGGCGACGGCAAGGUGACGCUAUGGACGCCGUCGGCUGGCGGGGCGGGCUUCACCGAGAGCGGCGGCUGCCGCGUCAGCACGCCCGUUCGUGGGCUGGCGCCGCUGCCCGGGGGCGGGUUCGGGCAGGUGGGCAAUGACGGCGUGCUGCGCAGCUUCUCCUCCGACGCCGUCGAGCAGCACGCGUCUGCGCCGUGUGGCGCAUAUCUCCUCUGCGUCGCAGCGCUCGGCCGCGGCUCGCACCAGCUCGCCACGGGCGGCGACGACGGCGUGGUGCGUCUGUGGGCCGCGCCGCCGCCGCCGUCGGCGCUGGCGUGUCUGCAGGAGCUGCGCACGCCGGGCGAUGUCUACGGGCUGUGCGUGCUGCCGGGAGGGGAGAUCUUUUGCGCGUCCGACGAGGCCGGCGCCUUCAUGGGCGGCGGUAGCGCGCAGAUCUACUGGAACCGUGGCGACGACAUCGACAGCGUGGCGGCGCAGUUUGCGAUGCGGAACGGGCGCUCGGCUCUCCUCGCCCAGCUCGCAGCGAUGGGCUUCGAGGCGGCGCGGGCGCAGGCGGCGCUGGAGCGCGCGGGCUGGGACGUCGAUGCCGCGCUCACGAUGCUGCUCGGCUAA